AUGCAUUCACUCUUACUGCCAACGCUUUAUCUUGGCGGCUGUAUCACAGCCAUGAGUGCGUUUUCCUAUGUCUAUCGACGAGUAGCAGGGUUUCAACCUGUGGAACCUUGGUUCCCUGUCAAUACGCAAAAGCAAGAGUACAUUGCACUCCUCAAUUGCGAGAUUCCAGUGCCGGAACAUCAUUUAAGAGCAUCACUACUUCGACGUGCCAUGGAAGGAGUUCGUCGCUUGGUCACCAUUCAGCAGGAAAAGCCGGCAUUGCAACAGCUGAUGAAGACAGGAAGUGUCGGGGACGAUCUGUGGCGCGAUUUUAUUGUCGCUGAACAAGAGAUCAUGACCGAGCUGCAAGAGAUAUCUCAGGAGGCUGAAACGUAUAAGGAAGGUUGGGGUCAAACCAUCUUUUCCACCGCUGCACAGAUGCUGGAGCACGAGAAACAAAAGGCGCUUCUAGUGGAAAUGAAACAAAUGCGUGAAGACGAGAAAAACCGAUUAUUGAUUCAAGAGAAACGCGACGAGAGAGAAAGUCGGCUCAUGGAAGGAAAUAGAAUGAGAGAGGCUCAGAAAAUGGAAGAUUUACUGAGAACAGCCGAAGCGGAGAAUAUUGAAAAUAAGGCUCCCUGA
Molecule: messenger RNA, 621 nt
Organism: Radiomyces spectabilis
Lineage: Eukaryota; Fungi; Mucoromycota; Mucoromycetes; Mucorales; Radiomycetaceae
Product: Pre protein translocase subunit Sec66-domain-containing protein
Exons: 2
Coding region: 1-621 (206 amino acids)
Biological process (GO): post-translational protein targeting to membrane, translocation
Cellular component (GO): Sec62/Sec63 complex
Source: RefSeq, a predicted model, not a curated record